Messenger RNA from Caenorhabditis sp. 36 PRJEB53466, 1648 nucleotides. Lineage: Eukaryota; Metazoa; Nematoda; Chromadorea; Rhabditida; Rhabditidae. The record is from the annotation of a GenBank genome assembly.
AUGAGUCUUUUCGUCGAAAAUCAUUCGCUCCGCUGGUAUUACACCCUUUCGCUCGACGAUUCGCCACUCGAUCAGCUCUACAAUAUGCCCGACGAGCUCAUAAAUCCACUCUGUUUUUGUGAGUUUUUUUGCCAUUUCUUGACAGUCCCUAAAAAAGAUGGUACUUUGUUACACGUCGCGUAUUUUUAGCUUUGGAAGAUCGAGCCCAAAACGCUCUUUGUGUUCAGGAUCCGGUCAGAGAUUUAGAGCCGAUGCUGGUGUUCGGUAACUUUGGAUAUGAUCUCGUAAGUUGGUCACCUUCAAAUCGAUAUUGUAGCGUUCUACGACGUCCUGUGGUUCUAAAAAAUUUUCUACAUAUGCUUGACGUCUAGUAGAGCAUUUUUGCAGUUUACACUUUUUCUCUACGCCCACUCGUUGGAUUACUGUAGCUCCUCAAAGUUAGCGUUCCUUCCUAGGGGCCUCCUCAAACUUCAAAGAGCUACAGUAAUCCAACGCGUGGGCGUAGAGAAAAAGUGUCAAGUGCAAAAAUGCUCUACUAGACGUCAUUACUUCGAAAAAACAAUUUCUAGAGCUCCAGGACGUCGUAGAACUCUACAAUAUCUGUUCAAACUUCAACAAUUAUGUUUUCAGGCCAACAAGAUGUUGAGUGGCACUUUCAACUUCCUCGAAGUCCGGAAUUGGUGUGGGGAAACGUUCGCCAACUACAAGAAUCAGAAGAUGAAUCGUCUAGUCGAGCUGGAGAGAGAUGUAAGCCUGAAAAUUGACUUUAAAAAACGGAUUUUUUCAGAUCGCCUCGUUCAACGUCCACUACGAGACUCUGAAAGAGUUCAUGAAGCAGAAGUUUUCCAUUUGGUACGCCCACGUCGUCCAAUCCGAUUUUGAACGGAUUUUGAAGGUGGAAGAGCCGUUGGAUGCUCGUGGAGCCAACGAGAGCGUCGGAGAGCUGUCGAUCAGAUUCGAUCACGAGGAGCAGUACAUGUUUUGUAAGCAGGUACGGUUUUUCUUGAUAUAACUUGAUAAGUAGUGGGUUUAGAGUUGAGUGUUUCACUAAAAAGUUGUAGAGAUUGGAAUUUGCAACAUUUUUUUAGUUGACCACUUUUUGAAAUAUGCAAUAGUUAUCGAGAUACAAGCGUUAGAAAUUGCAAAUAAUUGUGACAACUUCAAAACACUGUAACUUUGGAACUAUUGUAUGUUUCAAAAAGUGGUCAACUGAAAAAAUGUUGCAAAUUUUCUGUUCUUUAUCUUUGAAGUUGAUAACUUUACCUGAAAACGCCUAAUUCUUAAGUUACACUUGGUUUUCCAAACUCUAUCCCCCUACAACUAUUGUAUGAUUCCAGAGGAGGGACACGUCGAUCAAUUAUCGCUAUUCCGACUUUCAUCGCGCUUGGGUCAACGUGUGCAACGUCAAAAUAGUCGAAAAGGAGCUUGUUCUGAUCUGCCACCGCCUCCAGUUGCUCGAAAGGGAGAGAAAACAAGUAGGCCGAAAAAUUCACUCGUUUUCAUCGAAUUUUUACGGAAACUUGGUAAUUUUCAGGUGAAGCACAUCUACAAAUCAUGCCUGGUCCUUCUGAUCGACCAAAUGUACAAUGGAUCCGACGAGAUCGACGCCGCCCGCCGUUAUUUUGAAAUCGAAUACUAUCGAUCCUAG